CGAGGCGGGACCGGGCUCUGCCGCCGCAUCCCCGCCGCACCGGCAGCGCAGAGCCGGCUCCGUUCUGCUCGCCACCAUGUCCCUGUGCAGGGCCGCCUCCCAGGCGCUGGCCGCCCGCCUGAGCAGGGCUCCCGCCGCCGCCAGCCGCCUCAAGCAGCGUGCGCCUCCUCGCCAGAUGUCAUCUGGGAGCGUUCCUGGCUCUUCUAGAGACAGCAUGAUGAUCUAUCUCCUUGCUGGUGUUGCUGCUUUUGGUGGUUUAUUUUAUGCCUACAGAGUAGUCAGUUCACCCCGCAGCAAGUUUGUUGAAGAUACAAAUAUUCUUCGUGAGAGAGCCGAGGAGCAGAAAAGCAAUCCUUUGUCAAGAAAGGAAGGUGAAGCAGAAGAGGUGGAUGAGGUCACUGGAGCAGAGAAGGCCACAGAAGAGGCUGAGGCAGCAGCUGCUGUGGAACCUGCAGCACAGGAGGAGAGUGCUGGACACACAGCACAGGAUGAGAGUUCUGGGGUGCCCCCAGAAGCUGGAGGGGAGAAUGACUUGCUGGCUCCAGAGGAAUCCCAUGCUGUGGAGGAGGCACAGCAGGAAGCUGCUGCUAAUUCAGAAGCUGAUGCUAAUUUGGAACUUGCUGAUAAUUCAGAAGCUGCUGCAGUUCAAGCUUCUGACGAGGAGAAGACAACUGAAGAGGUUGCUAAAGAGCCCUAAAGUAAGCAGUGUGGACACCUUUGGGAAGUUUAAUGCAAAUAUUUGUAGCAAUCAACCAGCUGAUUCCUGUGUGAAACCUCAUCAUACUCUUCCUUGGAGACAUCAAAGAAACUGUGCAGUUUGUCCUACCACACACUGGCCAUUCUGGCCAGUAUUAUCCAGUGCUGCAAGAGAUGAAUUGUGCUGCCUAGAGAAACGCUUCUGUGACUAACAACUCUGCUGUAGAGAGUAGCAUCCAGCCAAGCCACUCAGCAUGCCCUAAAUACCUGUGCUAAGAGAAGCAGUAUGAUGCCAGAUGAACUCCUUCUAUGUCAUUGCUGUCCUGAUGUGUACAUUGAUUUCUUCCUUUUGGCCCAAACUGUUGUGCGUAGUUAUACAUUUGUAACAUCCCAUGCUAAAAUGUAAGCAAAAGGUUAAGCCAAAAUAUUAUAAAAGUACCUGUUAGCAUUUUUAAAUUAGAUCACAGGGAAAAUAACAACGUGUUUGCUCCUGAGUUUGGAUUUGUGAUUGUGAGCAUAGGGCAUCUGGCUGCACAUGACCUCAUUUUCCCCCUGCAUAAACAUUUCAGAUGCUACCACUCCUUGCACAGUAACAUCCAGGAGUAAACCCAUUGCAGCCAUCACAGAAUGGCAAUGGUUCUAAACCAGAGCCAAAUAAGUCAAAUAAGGUACAUAAUGUACUAUUUGUAUAGGAAGUGUGUUUCACAAGGUGUGUCUGACUCUUCUCUUCGAGCAGAAGUUUGGAAAAUGUUGAAAGAGAAACAACAGCAUCCUCCUACACAUGGCACAAAGCAACCCAUGCUCCUUCCCCCAUCCUAAAGCAAAUUACAAUAGUGUUCCAACAGAGAUAUAGCCUAUUGCUCCUGGAUCUACUUAGGAAUAACUGGAAUAAUGCAGAGGGAAAAGCAGGCUCCCAAGCUUCAAGAAGACAAACCACAGCCUUCUACUUGAAGGAUAAGGCCUCUGUGAUUAAAAGCAAUUUGUGUAGACCAAGCUACUGGAAUAAAAAUCUUAGAUUGAUAUUUUGUUGGACAAGAGUCUAUGUUUGUCUUGUGGAUUAAAAAUGCUGUGAUGGAUGUAUGCACUUAAAUGUUCUAUUUAUUCAUUUUCAUUAAUUCCUAGUAAAAGAAGCUGUUUUAACUGGA
Molecule: messenger RNA, 1841 nt
Organism: Melospiza georgiana
Lineage: Eukaryota; Metazoa; Chordata; Aves; Passeriformes; Passerellidae
Gene: MGARP
Product: mitochondria localized glutamic acid rich protein
Exons: 6
Coding region: 77-697 (206 amino acids)
Biological process (GO): anterograde axonal transport
Cellular component (GO): mitochondrial outer membrane; mitochondrion
Source: RefSeq, a predicted model, not a curated record